This is a messenger RNA of Gracilinanus agilis (Agile Gracile Mouse Opossum), 2907 nucleotides long. RefSeq names its product programmed cell death 7 (gene PDCD7). The coding region runs from base 376 to 1809 and encodes 477 amino acids. The record is from RefSeq and is a predicted model, not a curated record. The transcript is spliced from 5 exons. Lineage: Eukaryota; Metazoa; Chordata; Mammalia; Didelphimorphia; Didelphidae.
GCUUGGAGGGAUUGAGGUGGGGCUGGGAAUAGUUAAGGACUGAGAGCAGGGGUGGCUUAAGACGUUGCUUUACUGCAGAACCAGAAGGCCUCCAGGCAUUCCAUUUGGAUCUUCCAGUAGGUUCCAGCUUUCCCCUUCCGAGCCAGGUGUGGAAUUUCCCCAGCACUCGGAAUGAAAGGACAGCGUAUGUGGGGCGGGGCUAGCGAAAGUACGGUCUCAGUCAUUGGCUCGCAGACACUCGUGGCUGUCAACACGUUUCUACGUCAUAUCCGGGAAAAGUAGCCCUAGGAUCCUUUCGGAGCAGUCUCCGGACCCUCUUCCGGGUUUCCAGUACUUCCUCCAGGCCCGCUUGGGUGAUAGGGGCACACUACCUUCAUGGCUCUGCCACCCUUCCCCGGCCGCUUUGCCCCUGCCUGCCCAGUGCCACCGCCACCUCCGCCGCCUCCUCCCCCUCCUCCGUUCCGCUGCCUUCCUUUCGGGCCGCCACCGCCUCCCCAGGCCUUUCCGCCUCCACCGUUACCCCCGCGGUUGGGCCCGUUCCUGGGGACCUCGGGCCCUAGUGCGGCCCCCUUCCUGCCGCCUCCGAUCCCGCCACCCCCCAUCCCGCCGCCACCUCCUCCCCCGCAAUGCAGGCCCUUUCCGGGGCUUGAGGGUGGCGAGCGGCUUCAGCAACCUUCCCCGGCCCCGCCAUGGGUCCCUCGCUGGGCAGAUGCCCCGCCGCCGGACGGGCUUGGGGACACGACCCUGCAACGCCAGAGGGAUCGCCAGUGGUUGGAGGCCGUCUUCGCUGCCCCAAGGCGAGCGAACGGUCCUCCAGCUCCGGGGGCUGCGGGGGAGGCUGCGCCGACGGGUCUGAGCCUUGGCGAGCUCCGGGGGCGGCUUCGCGGAGCUCUGCGCCUGGUGAGCCGCUUACGCGGCCUCUGCCGGGCUCUGCGGGAGGCCGAGGCCGACGGGGAAGCCUGGGAGCGGUUGCACCAACAGACGGUCCCGCUGCGGGAGCAGCUGCUCCUAGACCUCGAGCCUCUGAAUCAGCCCGCCUACUUGGGCGCGGCGCGGAGGAAGCUGGAGCGCGUCCGCAAGCGGCGCCUGCGGCUUCGGGAAAGGGCCCGUGAGCGUGAGGCCGAACGAGAGGCUGCCCUGGCCCGAGCACACGAGAGAGAGGAGGAGAUAGACCGCUGGAGGAACAAGUGUGUGCAGGAAGUGGAGGAGAAGGCCCGGGAACAAGAACUCAAAGUUGCUGCCGAUGGUGUUUUAUCAGAAGUGAGGAAAAAGCAAGCAGAUACCAAGAGAAUGGUAGAUAUUCUUCGAGCCUUAGAAAAACUGAGGAAACUGAGAAAAGAGGCUGCAGCUAGGAAAGGUGUUUGUCCACCUGCCUCAGCAGAUGAAGCUUUUGAACAUCACGUAGAGAGACUGAGAAAAUUAAUUAAAAAACGUACUGAAUUGUAUGAAGCUGAAGAAAGGGCGUUGCGAGUCAUGUUAGAAGGAGAACAAGAAGAAGAGAGAAAAAGAGAAUUAGAAAGGAAACAGAAAAAAGAAAAAGAGAAGAUUUUACAUCAGAAACAAGAAAUUAAUUCUAAAUUAUUUGGGGAUCCAGAUGAGUUUCCACUUAGUCAUCUCCUACAACCUUUCCGGCAAUAUUAUCUACAAGCAGAACACUCCUUACCAGCUCUCAUUCAGAUCAGACAUGAAUGGGACCAGUAUCUGGCACCAUCAGAUCAUCCUGAAGCAACCUCAGUCCCCCAAGGAUGGGUCAUUCCUACAUUCCCCAGCAGUGACGCCUGGGCAGCUGCACUCAGACUGAAUCAGUGAAGAUGGUCUCUUGAACACUCUUGUUUCUCUACAGACUAAGCUCAUACGGAACUAAUGAGUUCUUUUGGGCAGCACUAAGGGAAAAUUGCAUUUUCCUAAGGCAUAGUCCUAUGCUAAAGGAAGCUUUUGAAUCAGUAGGCUAAUAUUGUACUUCAGGAAAGGCCAAAGGGAGGAGAUGAUGUAAACUGUGCUCUUGCUGAUUAUGAUGACCUUUGUUGUUGCACUUUUAAAUUUAAUUUGCCCCUGUUUUGAGAAGCUUGGUCAGAUGUAACUUCUCUUAUGCAAUGUGUGUGGGUAUGUUCAUAGGCAUAAUCAGAAAGUCCAGCUAUAUGUUGUUGGGAGCUCAUAUUUCAUGAAAAUGGAGGAUUCUGGAUGAAUGUUAAGGCCAGAUCUCUCAUUCUUUCCACCUAAAGUCAUCAUAAAUCCUACGUUAGUACCAAUGGUAUUUUUAAGCAAAAAUGACAUAGUGUUGUCUUAAUGUCUUUAGCUGAAAUGAGGACAGCACAUUUUAAAAAAUAUCAAAGCACCAAUGAGAACUGUCCUUAAGCUGCCUUCCUCUCGCCAAGCUUUCCCUCAACCAUAGUUUUGUAGCUUGUAUCCAUACUACAGGAGAUGUGUUGGUAAUUGCUGGUUCCAGCCUGGGUUAGGUUGCUGUGGCUUUUAGAUAUUGGUUAGAAACCUGGGCUUUGUUCUUCAGAAAACUUGAACAUGGUGUUUGAAUACCUCUUUCCACAGGUUGGAUGGAUCUGCCUUAACUAUAGAGCCGUGCCUCUGCUGCAGAUUGAAAGUUGUAACGUAAACGUUUCUGUAUAGAGGUUCGAAGGCUUAGCAUUUUCAUCGAUAAAGAUUCUAGUUUACCCUGGGAGCAGACUUCCUAACCUGAAUCCAUUACCCAUUGGAGGAAAUGUACAACUAUAUUAUAGGUUGGGUUUUAUGUUGUUUACCUUUUGCUAACUCAUCCAUUAUAGAUGUUCACAGUAAAAUUUAUUUUCGUCAAUGAAAUUCUGUUCUUGAAGAACUUCAGUACUGUAAAAUGAGUGUUUACACAUAACUUUAUGUCAGAUGGUGUAAAAUUAAUUUAUAUUUUUGUAAAGCCAA